AUGCUUCUUUAUUUCUUGUUUGGCGUUGCAUUUGCAUCGACAUAUUUCUCAGUUAUCGAGAGCGUUGAUAACACAUACAGAGUAGUUCCUGGCCGCUUUAAGGAUAACUGUGCGAUUGGGUAUUUUGAUGAUACAAAAGAUGCGACUGGAUGGGGACAACUAUACCUCAAAUCAAACCAAAACCUUGCAGAUGACAAGCAGUCUUAUUGUCUUGGAUACUUAGAGGCUUACUUGACACACCACCAAAUGUAUUUGUAUUGGAACAAUUACAAAAUGAACGAAUACAACAAAGGGAUAUUUAGUGACACAUUAAAGAGUGUCAUGAUUGAGCAACUUGGUUUCUUCAAGGCACAGAGCCUCUCAGCGACCAACGAUUAUUGGAAACAUCAAAAAGUGAUAUUGUCACAGUUCAACGGUCUUGUAGAUGCGUACACUGAAUUCAGUCCGUCGACUGAGGCACUUCCCGAGAUUGAAAUCUACAUGUUGCUCUCUGUUGGUGACCUUGAGAACUUAAAUGAAGUCUACAAAACUGGAACUGAGCCCAAGACAUCUAUAGUAUACAUGUCUAAAGCAUAUCCAGACUUGGUCUUCCAUGAAUGUAGUGCUUUAGUCCGCAAUGUCGAUGAUGAGAUUUACUUUGGUCAUGCCACAUGGAGAGGGUAUUAUGCCAUGUUAAGAAUAUAUAAAAUAUAUGACGUUAAGUACAAUAAUAGAAGAAUCAGAAUGAGCUUCUCUUCAUCGCCAGGACUGAUCCAUUCGAAAGAUGAUUAUUAUACUGUUAAUACAGACGACAACUCCCUCUUUGUAAUGGAGACUACAAACAGUGUUUAUGACACUUCUUUGAUUGGAUCAAUUGCUGACAAAUUGUUGUCAUGGCAGAGAAUUUUAGGCUCGCUGUAUUACGACACCGACGCUAAAACUUUUGUUGAGACUAUUAAACAAUACAACUCGGGAACUUAUAACAAUCAGUGGAUUGUGUUUGAUGCAAACGCUUGGAAAUUGAAGAAGGAAGCACUUUUCAUAUGCGAACAGAUGCCUGGUUUGAUGAAAUCACUUGAUGUCACCGACUUCUUGACUACUGGCGAUCAUUAUUGGGGUUCUUUUAAUGUGCCUUAUGACACUGAAAUAUAUGAGAAAUCGGGCUAUUCACAAAAGUAUCCCGAUGUGAAUGAAUACACAGAUAAUGCACGCGCAAAGAUAUUCAAGAGAGACGCAGUCAAAGUGACUAAUAUGGACGAGAUGAAACACAUCAUGUUAUACAAUGACUAUUUGAACGACGAACUCUCGCUGAAAGAGCCUUCCAAUGCUAUUGCAGCUCGAUACGACUUGAGAAGUACAGAGUUGCCUCCCGCUUUUGGUGCUAUUGAUGGCAAAAUUGUUAAGGUCUCCGAACCACACAUCACACACGCCAUUUCUGGACCAACACAUCAAGAGCAAACCCCAUUUGAUUUCAAAGCAUUCCCAGACGUCGUUCGUGAAGGUGUUCCAGACCUUUUCAAUUUCGACUGGGUUGUCGAAGAUGACAGAAAAUAA
Molecule: messenger RNA, 1533 nt
Organism: Entamoeba invadens IP1
Lineage: Eukaryota; Evosea; Mastigamoebida; Endamoebidae
Exons: 1
Coding region: 1-1533 (510 amino acids)
Biological process (GO): phospholipid catabolic process
Cellular component (GO): extracellular region
Molecular function (GO): glycerophospholipase activity
Source: RefSeq, a predicted model, not a curated record